This is a messenger RNA of Durusdinium trenchii, 2961 nucleotides long. The record is from the annotation of a GenBank genome assembly. Lineage: Eukaryota; Dinophyceae; Suessiales; Symbiodiniaceae.
AUGUCUGCAGCUGGGAAGAUUGGAGGCGUUGUCCGCUAUGGCCUUCCAAAGCGAGGGUUGCUCCGGGCAGCAUGCGCUGACCAGCUGGGUACACUGCUUGCCAGUGUGGGAGCAACGCACGUGCCGGGGCAGACGCAGGUGCUUCUUAAUCAGUCUGUCCUGCCGCUGACAAUGCUGCUGUCCUUAGUGUUGGGACGCAGAUAUGGCCUGCAGCACUUCUUGGGUGCAGCUUUGGUCUUGGCAGGCGCAGCUACUGCUGUUCACCACCAGCCUGUCGCACAGGUCAGCCAAAAUGACCUAUCGUGGAGAAGUUUAGUCAUGUUUUGCAUGGCGCAGGUCGCGGUUGCUGCAGCCACAUUGAUCAAGGAGGUGCUGCUGUCGCGAACCAGCAGUGACGAUGUGGCGGAGAGCAUGGCUGUUGGUAUUGCCAUCGCGUGGAGGCGUGUGCCAAUGGGAGUCUUUUUGGCGCUGUUGAUGCCAAGGCACUUUGGCGAAGGCCUGGGGAGAGAUCUUUGGGAUGGACUGCUGUGCUUCUGCGGCAUGCAGCCACGAGAAGGCGACACAGGAUGUCCAUGGGCUCCUCCUACCACUCUCAUCAGCGUCAUGCUCUAUGCCAUUCAGACCUUCCUUUGCUUGAGGCUGACACAGCAGAAGGGAGCUACAAUUCGUAGCAUUGCGGCUGUAACAGCAGUGCCGUUGGCACAGCUCCUCUUUAGUCGAGAAGGAGAUGUGGCAGAGGAUAUGCUGGAGCGGCGAGAGCAGACCAGCAAUCAGAAGCUGGAAGAAUUGGACAGCAAAAUGGAAGCGGUUGUUGGAUGGGCGAAAGCCGGAUAUGUGGACUUCAGCAAGAUUGACUUCACCCCGCUCUUGGAUGAGAUGCGGUUCAAUGAGACACUCCAUUCAGAAAGCACUCGCCAGUUAUCUCAGCGCUUUGAUGAGAGCUUUGUUCUAUUGAGCAGUGCGUUGGAUAAGCUGGCGGUCAAAGCAGAUGACGGGGACGAAAAGAUUCGCGCCCUCACAGCCAGGGUGGAGAAAUCUGAAGAAAAGCUAUCGGAGGUCUCCGAAAUGGUUGGAAGGAGUCAACGAGAGAUAUCCGAGAAGCUGAGUGAUGUUUUACAUGAAGGUGCUCACAGUGCAGAGACGUUAGCUUCUCGCUUUGACUCCACACUGGAGCCAGUUGCAGGAAGCACGAAGGCAAUCAAAGACGAUCUUCGUCAAAUCUUCGAUCGUUUGGGGUCUGACACCAAUGCAGUGUUGAACGAGAUUGGGAAGAUUCAACAAGCCAUGAACCUGGACUUUGUGAGGACGGAUGGUGAUGACACUUGGGGAAUGGGGCAGUCAGCUGCAGUGUCCGUGCCCAUGAGCAUCCUCACAGGUCGCAACCAAUCUGAUAAGCAUGCUCCAAAGCGAGUUCGUGUCAGAGAGUUUUUCUCUCAGACAGAUGAAGUGGAACAGCAGGAGAAGAUGACUCAGACCGAUCCCAAAAUGCAGACCGUGGUUCAGAAGAAGGAGAAGAUAUUUGAGAAAAGAGGUUCGAAGAAGAUGGUCAAACUGGAGACAAAGAACAAGAAUGAAGGAAAGCUGGCAGCCUCUCGCACCAGAGGUUUCAAUGAUCCUGAUCAACUUAAGCAGAAAGCCAGACAAGCUUUGAUAAAACCUCCAUACAAUGUAUUUGACUACUAUCAUGAAGAAGGGCUGUUUCAACAGAUUGCCCGGAGUAUAAUCUUCGACUACUUGAGCCUCACCAUGGUUUGUUUGAAUGCAAUUUGGAUUGCCAUUGAUGCUGAUUUAAACGACGCUGCUGUUAUCACAAGCUCACCUCCAAUCUUCAUCGUGGUGGAAAAUCUCUUUUGCACCUACUUUUUUGCGGAAGUCUUUAUCCGCUUUAUGGCCUUUGCAGAGAAGUACCGUGCUCUGCGAGACAGAUGGUUUGUCUUCGAUUCUUGCUUGGUCUUUUUCAUGGUCUUGGAGACCUGGGUCACGCCGAUUAUUGUCCUUGGCUUCAACAUUGAUCUUGCCAAUUCUCUAGACCUUUCCACUUUGAGAAUGUUCCGCAUGGUGAAACUGCUUCGUUUGUCGCGAAUGGCAAAGCUGAUGCACGCCGUGCCUGAGCUGACUAUCAUCCUGAAGGGCAUCAAGCUCGCGCUACGAUCCGUUCUGGUGUUUUUUCUAUUCUGGGCGAUGGUGGUCUAUGUUUUCGCUCUGAUCCUGCGCCAGCUAACGGAAGGCGACAGCGUUGGUUUGCAAUACUUCAGCAAUGUUCCACACUCGGUGAACAAUCUUCUACUGUACGGUAUCAUUCCAGAUCAGCGGGACCUGGUGGAUGCCGCCACGACGGUCGGUGCAUGGAUGUGGCCAUUGAUUGUGUGCUUUUUCUUCUUUGUAUCGAUCACUAUCAUGUACAUGCUUGUUGGAGUUCUAGUUGAUGUGAUGCGGGUCACUUCCCAAACAGAGAAAGAAGGCAUCACAAUCACUUAUUUAGCCCAAGAAUUUCGAGAAAAGAUGGAGCAGCUGAGUUGUAAUCCUGACGAACCGAUUUCCCAGUUCGAGUUUCAGAAACUGCUUCUGGAGCCUGAAAUUGCCUUGGUUUUGGCUGGAGAAGGGGUUGAUGUGAUCGCCUUGGUUGACAGCCUAGACAUGAUCUAUGAAGAUGUCAGCAAAAGCGGCAAAGACGGCUUGGACUUUGCGGCUGCAAUGGAUUUGAUCCUGAACAUGCGAGGGAACAACCCUGCUACCGUCAAGGAUGUGAAGGAGCAACUCCGCAUCGUGAAGUCCUUAGUGAAGACGUCUCAAUUCACCAUUGUCGACAAGAUGAAUUCUGAGUUCACUCAUAUGCAGUCACUCCUGAAAGAGUUGAGGGAGGAAGCUCUGCAGAGAGAGAUUCAAGGAGAGUUAGAUGAGGAAGAUGUCGACUUUCUAAAGCCUCUACCCACUUCUCCCAAAUCCGUUGGCUUGCAGUGA